AAGCUUUGGAGUUCAUGAAACGGGACCUGGCCGAGUUCACUCAGGUCAUGCAGCACGACACAGCUUGCACUAUCGCCGCUACGGCCAGCGUGGUGAAGGACAAGCUGGCGAGGACGGAAGGUUCCUCCGGUGCGACUGAGAAGGUGAGGAAAGGGCUCUCCGACUUCCUGGGUGUCAUCUCGGACACGUUUGCUCCCUCGCCGGAUAAGACCAUCGACUGCGAUGUCAUAACACUGAUGGCAACACCCACAGGUACUACAGAGCCCUACGACAGUGCCAAGUCCCGAGGCCCUUCCCUCCGGGGCUCUGACUGCUACCUGUGCUCGUCCUCUGCAGGCCCCGCGGAGCUGCUGGAGGCCUGGCUCUCGCAGUUCAGCCUGGAGGAGAAGAAAGGGGAGAUCGCGGAGCUGCUGGCGACCAGCCCGUCCAUCCGGGCUCUCUACACCAAAAUGGUCCCGGUGGCUGUUUCCCAUUCGGAAUUCUGGCAGCGCUACUUCUACAAAGUGCAUCGCCUGGAGCAGGAGGAGGCCCGGAGGGAGGCUCUGAAGCAGCGAGCAGAGCAGAGCAUUCACCACGAGGAGCCAGGCUGGGAGGAGGAGGAAGAGGAGUUCUUGGGGAUGUCACCCCUGCCUUGUGCAAGCGUGAAAUUUCCAGAAACAGCAGAGAAAGCCCUGGCAGGAAGCCACCCCCCUGCUCACAAGGGACCCUCGGAGGAGCGCGGGGCCGUGCUCCCCCCGGGGCCGGCCCCAGCAGAGGGGAGCCCCUCGGAGAGCAGCGAGAGCGUCUCCCUCGUGACUCAGAUUGCAAACCCUGCCUCUGUGCCUGCU
Eurypyga helias (sunbittern) is the source of this 827-nucleotide messenger RNA. RefSeq names its product BSD domain containing 1 (gene BSDC1). The transcript has 7 exons. The record is from RefSeq and is a predicted model, not a curated record. The annotation marks the transcript as partial. NCBI's taxonomy places the organism in Eukaryota, Metazoa, Chordata, Aves, Eurypygiformes, Eurypygidae. Gene Ontology annotation, cellular component: cytoplasm.